Drosophila pseudoobscura is the source of this 4034-nucleotide messenger RNA. RefSeq names its product polypeptide N-acetylgalactosaminyltransferase 5 (gene Pgant5). The coding region runs from base 667 to 2559 and encodes 630 amino acids. Gene Ontology annotation, biological process: protein O-linked glycosylation. The record is from RefSeq and is a predicted model, not a curated record. The transcript has 10 exons. NCBI's taxonomy places the organism in Eukaryota, Metazoa, Arthropoda, Insecta, Diptera, Drosophilidae. Gene Ontology annotation, cellular component: Golgi apparatus. Gene Ontology annotation, molecular function: polypeptide N-acetylgalactosaminyltransferase activity.
CCCCUGCAGCAGCAGCAGCUACUCUCUCCUCGCAUCAUCAUCCAGCAGCGACGCGCACCGGAGAUUUAUUCCAUAGUUAAAUAAUAGCCCAAGGUCUUUGGAGAGAGAGAGGGAGAGAGAGAGCGUGAACUGAGGAACGAUAGACGGCUGUUGGAGACUGUUGGUCCGGGCCUGAGAGCUGGCCGAGGCGAUACUGGACCUGGAUGUCGCCUCAAUGGAUUAGCGAUCGUGAAUUGUGAGAGGAGCAUAACACCCCUUGAUGGCGAGAAGCCAUGAGAGAAGGCAACACACAGACCAACGACGACGACAGAGAAAGAUGAGAAGUGCUCCCAUAUGUGCCAAUAAACAAACAAUUUUAAACUAAAACAAAUUUCACGCUUGAGGGAGCGAUAAAAGUCUGAUACAACCGAAUGAAACACAAACAUAAAUCGCAACAGAAACAACAUUUUUUUAAAACAUAAGGCAACCAUUAAUCAACAUAUCGACAAACAGAGCUACUAGAAUCAGGAUUUAAACAACAUGUUCUGUGAGGAAUAAAAAAGAAAGCAAAACCAGACCACCACCACAUCAUCAGAAAUACAAACCAAUCAACGGCUAACGAACCGAAAGCCCCUUAUCGAUAGUUAACAGAAAAGAAAAGAAAAAACAAACAAACAAACAGCAAACAUGACCUUCUCGAGCUUCACACGAAAAAUGCGCGGACGGAUGCGCUCCAAUACCUGCCGGAUUGUACUGCUCACCUCUUUGGUGUGGGUGAUCUUUGAUUUUGUGCUAAUCACCCGCUAUUCGGACUGCAUUGGCAAGGACGGAUGGCGUUGCAAGCGUUCCGGGGAGUUCGAUGUAGAGCUACCCAAUGCCGAGCCACUGGUGGACGAUAAUCAACUGGUGGACGACAACGAAAUCAAUACGGAAAAAUCCUUGGAUGGUGACUCGGGCAGCGCCCUGAUUAUGGGUCAGGGCUUUGCACCCGGUGGCAUAUCCAUGACAUAUCCCAGCGUGUCACUGAAGAAAUGGUUCCUAGCGCCCACCGUUGAGGAGGCCAAGGGCAAGCCCGGCGAGAUGGGUAAACCCGUGAAGAUACCCGCGGAUAUGAAGGAUCUCAUGAAGGAGAAGUUCAAGGAGAAUCAAUUCAAUCUGUUGGCCAGUGACAUGAUCUCCUUGAAUCGUUCCCUAACCGAUGUCCGGCACGAGGGCUGUCGUCGAAAGCACUAUGCCUCCAAGCUGCCCACCACGUCAAUUGUGAUAGUAUUCCAUAACGAAGCCUGGACGACGCUUUUACGAACAGUCUGGAGUGUCAUCAAUCGUUCGCCGCGGGCCCUGCUCAAGGAAAUCAUUCUGGUGGAUGAUGCCAGUGAAAGGGAUUUCCUGGGCAAACAGCUGGAGGACUAUGUGGCCAAGCUGCCGGUACGAACCUUUGUGCUGCGCACAGAGAAACGUUCGGGUCUGAUACGUGCUCGACUCCUGGGCGCGGAGCAUGUGAGCGGUGACGUAAUCACCUUCCUGGAUGCCCAUUGUGAGUGCACGGAGGGCUGGCUGGAGCCGCUGCUGGCUCGCAUCGUACAGAAUCGUCGAACGGUUGUGUGCCCCAUCAUUGAUGUCAUCUCGGACGAGACAUUCGAGUAUAUCACAGCCUCGGACUCGACGUGGGGAGGCUUCAACUGGAAGCUGAACUUUAGAUGGUAUCGAGUGCCCUCCCGUGAGAUGUCGCGUCGGAAUAACGACAGAACUGCUCCGUUGCGUACCCCCACGAUGGCCGGUGGUCUGUUCUCCAUCGACAAGGACUACUUCUACGAGAUUGGCUCCUACGACGAGGGCAUGGACAUUUGGGGUGGCGAGAAUCUGGAAAUGUCGUUCCGUGUUUGGAUGUGUGGCGGUGUCCUCGAGAUAGCGCCCUGCUCUCGUGUGGGUCAUGUCUUUCGCAAGUCAACGCCGUAUACCUUCCCAGGCGGCACCACGGAGAUUGUGAAUCACAAUAAUGCGCGUCUGGUUGAGGUUUGGCUGGACGACUGGAAAGAGUUCUACUACAGUUUUUAUCCAGGUGCUCGCAAAGCUUCGGCGGGAGAUGUUAGCGAUCGCAAGGAUCUGCGUGAUCGUCUCAAGUGCAAAAGUUUCCGCUGGUAUUUGGAGAAUGUUUAUCCAGAGAGUUUAAUGCCCUUGGAUUAUUACUAUCUGGGCGAGAUACGCAAUGCGGAAACGGAAACCUGCCUGGAUACCAUGGGCAGGAAGUAUAAUGAAAAGGUUGGCAUUAGCUAUUGCCAUGGCUUGGGUGGCAAUCAGGUGUUUGCCUACACCAAGCGACAGCAGAUCAUGUCCGAUGAUCUGUGCCUCGAUGCGGCCAGCUCCAAUGGCCCGGUCAAUAUGGUGCGUUGCCACAAUAUGGGUGGCAAUCAGGAGUGGGUCUACGAUGCGGAGGAGAAGUGGAUACGUCACACGAAUACGGGCCAGUGCUUACAGCGCGCCACCAGAGAUGAUGCCAAUACGCCGCUGUUGCGGCCCUGCAGCUAUGGCAAGGGCCAGCAGUGGCUGAUGGAGUCCAAGUUCAAGUGGCAGGCACACUAGUAACCCUCGCAACAUCCAACUAACUAACAACAACAACAAAACUAAACUAAACGGAUCCUACUAACUAUACUGAGAACUUCCAAUUUGUGUUGAUUUUUGCUGGCUUUUGUUUAUUGACAUUUAUUUAGCUUUAAGUUUACUUCUGAUCUAAGUUUUCUCUCUCUCUCUCUAUCUCUAUGUGUGAGUGAAUGUGUUUGUCCUUUGUGGCAGGAUGUCUUCCCGAGUGUAUGCGUGAGAGUCAGUACUACAAUUUAGAUAUAUGUAUGCAUCUGUGUGUAGGCAGGCAGUUCUACGAUUUAUAUAGAUCUAUAUAUAUAUAUACAUAUAUGUAUAUGUAUAUGGUAAUUGUAAAUUUACAUUAGCUUCGACCAAGUACCAAUAAAUUGGCAUUUAAAUGACAUUUUGUGCUUCACAGAAUAUGAUUUAAAGCGAAUGCAAGGCCAAGAGCAAUUGCCACAAGUGUGUCAUAGCAGAAACAUAUAAUCAAUAUUUAAUUAAUAAUACGAUGAAACAACAGCACUCCCCAGCCCUCCCCCAACAUUCCUAGAUAGAAUUUAUAUGAGAGGGACACAUCUGUUUUCAUGCCCUGUGUCCCCAGCCCCUGUCCCUAUUCUACUUUUAGGCAAUAUACAUAUUAUAUAUAAAAGGAAAAAUCUGUUGCUUUGUACCAAAACGAUGGGCUCUUCAUAUCAUACAAGAAAAAUGCUUCUUAACCCCCCAUAAUCAUUAUACAAGAAAUGGCAAAACAAAACUAAAAAGAAAAUCUCUUAAAAAUUGCACGCAUAUCAUAAAUACAGUGUAAAAAAUCAAAUAUUUAUAAAUGACAAAUGAUGAGAAAUAAACCACAAGAAAAGUAAAUAAGAAGAUUUGUACAUAAAAUUAAAGUAGCUAUUAAAAAUAUACAUUUAAAUAAAAUAUUUAUAUAGUAUGUAUAUGCGUAUAUGCGAAGCAAGCAAAAACUGUACUAUAAAUUGCAUUUAGUUCUAAGUUCGACUCUAGGUUCUAAAUUAAAAUUAGAUUUAGUCCAAAGUUUUGGCCACACCCAUCAGCAAUAGCUCUCAACUAAACAAGAAAACAUGAAAUUGCUCAAUGAAUGAAAUCUGUCAGCUAUUGUGUAAAUAUUUAAAAAAAAGUAUUCCAAUGAAAAAGAUGUUUGUAUACGGAAAUUCCACAGAACAGAACCCUUGGGACGAGACACAGACACAGGCCAAGUAAAACUUUUUAGCUAAAUUUAUUUUUAAACAAAAUCAACAGAGACCAUAGCUAUAGGAAACGAUAUAUACAUAUGAUGAAUGAAAAUAGUAACUAUUUUUAACUGGUGACGGUGCAAUUUUAAUUUUUAACAUUUAACAUAGCAAACAGGAAAACAAAUCCAAUUAUGAAACACAAGACACAGGCAGGUCGAAAACACCCCUCCUUCCACCAAGAACCUAUUAGUAUCCAUAUAUCUAUAACCAUCAUAUAUGGCAUAUUAU